Fusarium musae is the source of this 1410-nucleotide messenger RNA. RefSeq lists its product as uncharacterized. The transcript has a single exon. The coding region runs from base 1 to 1410 and encodes 469 amino acids. Gene Ontology annotation, biological process: nucleolar large rRNA transcription by RNA polymerase I. NCBI's taxonomy places the organism in Eukaryota, Fungi, Ascomycota, Sordariomycetes, Hypocreales, Nectriaceae. The record is from RefSeq and is a predicted model, not a curated record. Gene Ontology annotation, molecular function: RNA polymerase I core promoter sequence-specific DNA binding; TBP-class protein binding. Gene Ontology annotation, cellular component: RNA polymerase I core factor complex.
AUGCCCCCCAGUCUGAAAGACAAAGGCGGUCGGCUUCUGGCUUUCGCCAAUGGUGGCCAGCGAACGAACGAAGCUCAAUCCGGGGUGGAUAUCAAGCCCACGAAGUCAGAACCACCACAUCACGUUCCUCCAGCUCCUACACCUCGUCCCACUAGCUAUCCUCGGGAGAUCACGGGACUCGGUGGUAGAAACACCGCGCCUCCAAAACAGGACUAUCCUUUCAGUCAGCCACCACAGCAUCAUUCACCAGUGCGCUCGAUAUCUUCCCCGAAUGGCCGGAUUAAAGCAGAUUCAAGUGAUCGCCGGGUCGACAUCUUCUCUGGUUCGCAACUUGACGAAAAUUUCAUGGAGUCUGGUCUCACAACUCCGCACAACGAGCCAUCCGAUCCCAUUAAGCUUGGGCCGGAGUUGACUCGCGAUCUUAAGAAGACCAUUCCGUCACACCGGCUCCCUGACCGCAAUCGAUUUCAUCGACCUCCGCCGACAAGUGAUUUGUUCACUGUUGGUGAUGAUCUUCGUAUGAACGUGGUCAGUAGGUCACAGCAACACAAUGUUGAUCAUAUGGGCGAUGGUUUCCAGGAUGAUGUAAGUGUGAGGCAUGGAAAACUCAGUGGCCAUCACGGACGUGGCCGAACUCGACCAGACUCCCCGGCACGUCAGGACUCCAAAAUCCCCAUGCGUGAAGUGAGGAUUCGAAAGUCACAUUCCGGCCGAUCAGAGGCCUACGACACGAACCAAGCAAGGAAUAUAUCACCCAGGCGCCAUGAAACGCAAUGGCAAACGCGCUACAAAAACGAGAGCUCCCAGCAGCCGACUGUCCACCGUUUGGAUGAUGAAGAUGCCGAGUCCGCUUCUCAGGAGGAAGAACACACAACGCCUAGGCCCAAGCCUGCCAAGCCGGUGGUUCAAAGAGCUCUCUUAGAGAGCUCGAUACCAGCUACGACAACCUUCAUGCCAAACACUAGUCGCCUCGACAGAAAACGACGUCGUCCAAGCCCUGAGUACGACGACGUGGCUCUUAACUCUAUGACCUUUGCCUCCCUUCGGCAGCAGCCUUUCGACUUUGACCCUUCCAAGGAUGGGCAGAAGGUUACUGGAGUUAAUGCUGGCAAUUUGGAAGAUAAACUCGAGCAUUUUCGUCAUCUGGGUGAAAAGGAACAGCAUGACCUGUUUUCCAAUAUGUCGAUGGAAAAUUGGGAAACCUCGGGAGAAUGGUUUGUCCAUGAGUUCAGUGCACUCAUGCAAAAACUUCUGGAUUCAAGAAGACAGAAGCGCAAAAUCAUUCAGGAGUUCGAACAAGAAGCAGCCGAUCGUGAAGAAGCUGUCCGUCUCAAGACACAGGCCAUUGACCGAAAGCUCUCUAAGAUGAAGCAGGAUGGCCAGCGAGUAGUGGAGGAUAAAACUGCAUAG